Molecule: messenger RNA, 4626 nt
Organism: Salmo salar (Atlantic salmon)
Lineage: Eukaryota; Metazoa; Chordata; Actinopteri; Salmoniformes; Salmonidae
Product: anoctamin-5
Biological process (GO): chloride transmembrane transport
Cellular component (GO): plasma membrane
Molecular function (GO): protein dimerization activity; chloride channel activity
Source: RefSeq, a predicted model, not a curated record
UUUCCUCGGUGAACGUCGUGGGCUUGGUGAUGUAUCUUGAGCACAGUUUCAAUAUUCGUCGUGUGAAGGUAGCGGUACAUUUCCCUCUUAAAGUGAGUCCGUAGCCAAGGGCGUGGGCUGAGACGAACAGAGUGCCCUUGUACCCGUUCCUCCUUCCUUGUUUUUACCGGGCCGACCGGCGACCCGCACGGGCUGGGCAAGAUGAGUGACAUGAGUCGACUAACGGGAAAGAUUGGAGACGCAACUUUGAUAGAGAUGAGCCCGGAUUCUCCCUGUGAUGAGGACAACAACGGCUACCACCACCAUCACCGUGACAUCGACCUUGACGAGUAUCCACACUCCCAGCCUGACCCCUCAGAGGUGGACAAGCAUCAACAGAGUAAGGACUCUGUGUUCUUCCGGGAUGGAAAGAAGAGGAUUGACUUCGUCCUGUCCUAUGUGGAUGACCGAGACGGAGAGAGGAAACAGGAGAGGCGGAGGGAAUAUGAGGCUAACCUACAGAAAGCAGGGCUGGAGCUGGAGACAGAGGAUAAAUCGGAGUCAGAUGACAGGAAGACAUACUUUGUGAAGAUCCACGCUCCAUGGGAGGUUCUGGCCACCUACGCCGAUGUCCUCAAGAUCAAGGUUCCCUUCAAGGAAAACGACAUCCCCGUUCACCAGGACAUUCCCAUGGACUGGCUGUUCACUCCUUUCCGUCUACCGGACCACAUUAUGAAUCCUGAACCUGACUAUUUCACCUCACCAUUCAACAAGGGAAAGAUUGACUUCUUCCUCAUCGAUGACAAGGAGACAUUCUUCCCUCCUUCCGUCCGCAACAGGAUAGUGUACUACAUCCUAGCACGUUGUCCCUACCACAAGACGGACAGAGAGGACAAGAAAGGCAUCAAGCGCCUGCUCAACAAUGGGACGUACGGGUCUGCCUUCCCACUACAUGAUUCUCGAUACUGGAAGCCAUCCAGAGAUUCCAACAGUGAGAGUGAGAGAUUCAACCUCUAUACACACUGGGCCCAGUUCUUCAGUUUCUUCAAAGAGCAGCCCCUCAACUUGAUACGGAAGUAUUACGGGGAGAAGAUUGGGAUCUACUUUGCCUGGCUGGGUUUCUACACUGAGAUGCUGUUCUUCGCUGCGGUAGUAGGCCUGAUCUGUUUUCUCUAUGGAUUGUUCACCUUCGAUGACAACGUCUGGAGUAAAGAAAUCUGUAGUGAGGAGAUUGGAGGCAACAUCAUCAUGUGUCCGCUGUGUGAUAAGAAAUGUGGCUACUGGAAACUCAACUCAACGUGUAACUCUUCCUGGCAAUCUCAUAUGUUUGACAACGUGGGGACGGUGUUCUUUGCCAUAUUCAUGGGGAUUUGGGUAACUCUGUUCCUGGAGUUCUGGAAGCGUCGGCAGGCCCGUCUGGAGUACGAGUGGGACCUGGUGGACUUUGAGGAAGAGCAGCAACAGCUUCAGCUGCGACCAGAGUACGAGACCAAGUGUACCUCCCGCAGACUUAACCGCGUCACACAGGAGAUGGAGCCAUACUUACCCGUAACAUCCCAGUGUGCUCGUACAUUCCUGUCUGGAGCCACAGUCAUAUUCUGGAUCUCCCUGAUCAUAGCGUGUAUCAUCGGGGUGAUAGCGUACCGUCUGGCGGUGUACGCGGCGUUCGCCAGCAUCAUGAAGGACAGCCCCACCAACAACAUCCACAUGGUGGGCUCCCUCAUCACCCCUCAGCUCGCCACCUCUGUCACCGCUUCCUGCAUCAACUUCGUCAUCAUCAUGAUCCUCAAUCUGAUGUAUGAGAGAGUGGCCAUCUGGAUCACUGACCUGGAGAUUCCCAAGACUCACCUGGAGUACGAGAACAAGCUGACGGUGAAGAUGUUCCUGUUCCAGUUCGUCAACUACUACUCUUCCUGUUUCUACGUGGCCUUCUUCAAGGGGAAGUUCGUCGGUCGUCCCGGAGACUACAUCUACAUGUUCGGCUGGAGCAAGCUGAGGAACGAGGAGUGUGACCCAGGUGGUUGUCUGAUUGAGCUGACCACUCAGCUGGUCAUAGUGAUGUCUGGGAAACAGGUCUGGGGUAACGUCCAGGAGGCCCUGGUUCCGUGGGUAAUGAAUCGGUGGGGGAGCCGUAAAGCCCGCAGUCACCCAGAGAGCCGCUACAGUCGCUGGGAACAGGACCACGACCUGCAGAACUUUGGACAUCUGGGACUCUUCUAUGAGUACCUGGAGAUGGUGAUCCAGUUUGGUUUCAUCACUCUGUUCGUGGCCUCCUUCCCUCUGGCCCCUCUGCUGGCGCUGUUGAACAACAUUAUAGAAGUUAGAGUGGACGCCUGGAAGUUCACCACCCAGUUCCGUCGGCCCGUAGCAUCUAAGGCCCACAGCAUCGGUGCCUGGCAGGAAAUACUCAACGGGGUGGCCGUCCUGUCGGUCGUCACUAACGCGUUCAUCGUAGCCUUCACAUCAGACAUGAUUCCCCGGCUGGUGUACAUGUAUGCCUACAGCAACGAUCUCUCUAUGAAGGGCUACAUCAACAAUAGCCUGUCAGUGUUCAACAUCUCUGGGUUCUCUAAGGACAACCGGCCUGAAGACGGAGAGAGCCCUGAAUGGUUCAACAGCUCUGUCAUCACCACCUGCAGGUACCGUGACUACCGCUACCCAUCGGGCCAUGAGAAGGAGUACUCUCACACCAUGCAGUUCUGGCACAUCCUGGCUGCCAAGCUGGCCUUCAUCAUUAUCAUGGAGCAUGUCGCGUUCAUGGUGAAGUUCUUCGUGGCGUGGAUGAUUCCUGACGUUCCCGCCGAGGUGAAGGCCAGGAUUAAACGAGAACGCUACCUCAUCCAGGAGUACCUGCAUAACUACGAGGUGGAGAAGCUGAAGAUCCAGCUAAGCCAGAGGAACGAUGACUGCUGCUGCACCCCUAUGAUCUACCCCGACAUAUCCCGGCACGUAGUGCUGUCCGAGUGUCUCUAGCACCCGUCCACGCCCUCCGCCCACUCGUUUGAUUUUGGCUCGUGUUCAUUAGGUCACACAACGGAAAACGUUUUAAAAUGUUUUUCAACAGGAAAUUUAAAUUAGCUUGUUUUUUUGGUUUUUUUUGCCUUUGGACAAAUAGUUAGUUACUCCCUGUUUGAAUCUGUUUUGUUUCCAUUUGGUGCCUGAUGAACAGGACCCUGGUUCAGGUUGGGCUGGGGCCUGGGCUGGUCUUAAGGAGAUUCUCGAUAAAACUACCCUGAGAGGUGGGCGAUCUGUAACACAAAGGGCUCAGUCUGCAGGUGGAGUGGUGAGCAAUCCUCACAGAAAUAGAGUACCUAAUACAAUACAUCAUACAUUUACAUUUUACGUCAUUUAGCAGACGCUCUUAUCCAGAGCGACUUACAGUAGUGAAUGAAUACAUUUCAAACAUUGCAUUUUUUUAUUUGUUUUUUUUGUACUGGUCCCCCGUGGGAAUCAAACCCACAACCCUGGCGUUGCACACACCAUGCUCUACCAACUGAGCCACAGGGAAGAUCAUCAUCAUCAUCAUCAAAUACAAGAAGAUACUACAUUCAGCAUCUCUUUAGGUCCGUCUAUGUAUGGUCUAUGGAUUUCAGUGUAGAUCUAGUGUUGUAGUGUGGACGGGUGGUUGAUUUGAAGAGAAGAUCUAACAGCAUGGAGGAAAGCAGGGAAACAUGGCCUCUGCUAGUAAUCACUCUCUCUCUCUCUCUCUCUCUCUCUCUCUCUCUCUCUCUCUCUCUCUCUCUCUCUCUCUCUCUCUCUCUCUCUCUCUCUCUCUCUCUCUCUCUCUCUCUCUCUCUCUCUCUCUCUCUCUCUCUCUCUCAGAAGUGGUUAUACUCUUCUGGUCAUUCACUAAACACUGUGUUAAUGAAGGGCAGCUUUGACUAGCACCUAGCCCACUGACCUGUUUAUGUUGUAAGUGACACUAUUAUAAGCAACCAAAGACAAAAAUGCCUUAAUAUUUUACAAAUUAAUUGUUAAAUGAGUAAAGAGGCUAUAGUUUGUUAAUAAAUUCCCCUUACGAAAAAAAAUAUUGCAGUUAUAACUACACUCUGACUACAAUCUUUUUUGUUGUUGUUGUAAAGGUUGUCUUUUUUAUUUUAUAUUUUAUUUUUUAAAUGUUUUGUGUUCUUAUAUGUUAAAUCAUUCUUAAAAAAUGUUCAUAUUCAACAAAUAUGCAAUAAAGCCUAUAUCAAGGAUCAAGGUCAGGUUUCUCUACGGGGUCCAUGAAGACUUGUUAUAGUAUUAGUAGCUACAAAACAAGCAGAUUUUGUUGCAUCAAAACAAUCUUGUCAGAGGUUUUGAAUGCCAACAUUUUUUUUUUCAUCCAUAUCAUUUUUUUUCUCUUCAUUUUAUUUAUUUUUGUAUUUAAACAGGGAGUCACCAUUGAGACCAGGUUCUCUUUCACAAGGGAGCCCAGCACAUACAAUUCAUAGACAAAUCAAAACUAACUAAAAUACAGUACAACAAAAAAAAUCCUGAAAAACAGCCACAUUCCUCAGAUAACAGUUCCCCAAUCAAUAUUUGAAAUGACCCCAAGCUGUGUGUCCAAUUGAAGUGUAUUUUGCAAUUGGUUCCAGCAAUGAGGUGCAUUGUUUGUUGACUGAAGUCAUAGAUUAUUGCUUUUGAUUCAAUUACCUUCGCUUUUUA